This is a messenger RNA of Ceraceosorus guamensis, 1539 nucleotides long. RefSeq lists its product as hypothetical. The record is from RefSeq and is a predicted model, not a curated record. NCBI's taxonomy places the organism in Eukaryota, Fungi, Basidiomycota, Exobasidiomycetes, Ceraceosorales, Ceraceosoraceae. The transcript has 2 exons. Bases 96 to 1283 code for a protein of 395 amino acids.
GCUCGACUUUGAUUUGCCCUGGCGACUGAUCACUCGUUCGCCGACCGUAGACAGGCACGCGUGCUUAUCUGCCUCGCUCUCCUUCAUUCUCCACAAUGGUUGCUCGAAAGGUCUUUUAUGUCUCUCUGCUCCUCGCAGCAGGUCUCGCUGGUCUGGCAUCGGCUGAUCUGACUCCGGGAGGUAGCGACCAUGCCAUUCGGAUGGAAAGGCGGGCGGUGCACAACCGGCGCUCGCCCAAACCGUCACCAGCGCCAGCGCCUCAAUUUGGAGACUUAUUCAGCUUUGGUCAAACAUCCACCACGUCUCAGAGCAGCUCCUCGAGUUCCAGGUCCGAAAGCGACACGACGACUUCCACCAGCUCGUCGAGCAGCACUUCACAAACUUCCACUUCCUCUUCCUCCGACACCGCUGCUGCAGCAUCAGCCUCGAGAGCUUCUCAAUCCGCCGCAGACGCGUCAUCCAGAUCUGCAUCCAGGGCUUCUGAGUCUGCUGCUGCCUCUUUCUCUUCAGCACAACAGGCGUUGCUCACCUCAACCAACGCUCUGGGAGAGACUUUGACACUGACCAGCACCAUUGCAAAUACACCCACUCCCACUAACACAUCCGAUGCCAACAAGGAUGAAGGUGAUACCAACCACACUCCUUUAAUCAUCGGUGUGUCCGUGGUGGGUGGUGUCGCUCUCCUUGGUGCUCUCGUCUUCUUAUACAUGAAGUUCGGCGGCAAGCGUUUCUCUGACUUCAACGAUGACGACGCUGACAUCAAGUGGCCUGAGCUCAAGCACGAUGGCGACAGUGCAGCAAUGCAACCUUUGCCUGCCAGGAGAACCGGCGGUGCCGGUUUCGACAUGGGCGGCGAGUCGGAUGUCGGCCACGAUGACGACGGCCGAAGCAUGCGAGAAUACGGCAACAAGGGACGCGACAGCUUUGCCAACUCCACAGUGGCCCUCAAUGCUCCAUCGAGCGUAGGCGCAGGGGCCUAUUCACAAGGCGGCUUUGAGGAUGGUUCCGCUUACGGUGGCCAGCACGGCGGAGUGCAGGGUUAUUACGACCCUUACGGCCAAGGCUACGCACCAGGACAAGAGCAAGGUCAAGCUUUCUACGGUGAACAAGCGCAAGGAGGUGGUCACGGCUACGCGGACCACGGUGGAUACGCCGAUCCGAAUGCCGCUUACGCCGAUCCCAACGCGGGGUAUGGAGGUGCGCCAGCUGAUCCUUACGCGCGUGGCCCCAGCCCUCCUGUGCAACAACACUCUGCGCAGCCAAUGCACAACCCAUACGGCUAGACGAAGAAGCGCACGGGGUCACCUUGUAUGCUAUACGAUGUCUCCAUCUCGCUGCUUUGGAGGAGCCGUUCACUGCAUACAGAACAAUUGCACUCGGCCAUGCCACAAGUCGCGCUUUCCCUCUCGAUACCGAAGUCUCAAGCCUCAUCCCGUCACUGAAUCGAACAUACUCGGCAAGCUCAAAACGUCACCACCCGAUUCACCCAAGGCUCGGAAGCCACCUCGUCGCAAGCAGCGGUCGUCGAUCAUGGCGCUG